Molecule: messenger RNA, 402 nt
Organism: Paramecium primaurelia
Lineage: Eukaryota; Ciliophora; Oligohymenophorea; Peniculida; Parameciidae
Source: the annotation of a GenBank genome assembly
AUGGAUGACUCUUUCGAAUUAGAUAUAUUGUGUAAACAAAAUCCUACCAACUAAUUUCUUUUAAAAGAAAUAGAAAUUGUUAACUAUCUUAAAUCUCUUGGAAUUAAAAUGAAAACUGAUCCUACAACCAAAUAGGAAUUUUUCCACUCUAAACGAAAACAAUAAUUCAUUAAGUCAAAUACAACCUAAUUUGAUGUUUCUAUUAAUAAGCAAUUAGAAAUCUCUUCUAAUUCAAUUAAAUCUCGUAGAACGCCUUCACAUACUCCUCAAGGUUCCCCUUUAAUGUUAAAUUAAGAAAAUGUGGGACAAGCUAGAAAAUCCAUCUUCUCUAUAAGAAUAGAUGGUUUUGCAGAUGAAAAUUUUGAAGAAGAUGAAGUUAGAGACUAUUUUACUAAUAUGUGA